Messenger RNA from Cavenderia fasciculata, 10665 nucleotides. RefSeq names its product BEACH domain-containing protein (gene lvsC). The coding region runs from base 1 to 10665 and encodes 3554 amino acids. The transcript has 8 exons. Gene Ontology annotation, biological process: intracellular protein localization. Gene Ontology annotation, molecular function: protein kinase binding. Lineage: Eukaryota; Evosea; Eumycetozoa; Acytosteliales; Cavenderiaceae. The record is from RefSeq and is a predicted model, not a curated record. Gene Ontology annotation, cellular component: cytosol; membrane.
AUGGGUGAUAAAGAUCAUCGUCAUCAUCAUCAUCAUCAACACACCACUCAUAGUAGUAGUAGUAGUAGUAGUAGUAAUAGUAAUAGUACUACUAGUAGUAAUAGUAGUAUUAGUAGUAGUAGUAAUAAUAAUAAUAAUAAUAAUAAUAAUAAUGGAACAAGUUUAAAUCAUUUUCUAAGUUCAUAUAAAGAAGGAAUGACAACACAAGGAGUCGGAGGAGGAGUGAUGAAAAGUUUCGGUACACAUAGAACUCAACCUUCAAUGACUACAACUAGUAGUAGUGGUAUCUCUUCAACCACAUCAUCACCAUCAGCAUCAUCAAGAACUCUUCCUCAAUUGGGAUCAGCUAGAUCAAAGUUUAGAUCUUAUCCCGAUCUCUAUGUACCAGAAAACUUUGAAGAAUUAUCACCUGCUUGGAAAGCACAAAGUGAUAGAUUAUGGACAGACUUUAAAAAUAGUUUAUGUUCAUAUCCUCAAGAAGAAAGAGAAAGUUCAGAGAAAUUAAAAUUAUUAGUAUUACAUUAUAAUCAACAAUAUGAUAAAUGGAAUAUGGAAUUACAACCAGAGAUUUAUGGAAUGAAGAUGAUGGAAGCCAAGAUACAGGCUACUCCACAACUAGAUGGUGAUUGUGUACAGUUUAUUAGCAAACAGUUGUGUAGUUAUAUGUUGGCACUGUCCAAGGCACUGACCGACGACAAUCUUGAUAUUCCCGACGGUCUCUAUCUCAUCUCACUCAUAAAUAUCUUGUCGCGACUGCCAUCCAAUCUGUCGGCACUCAGUCAAAUACUCACCCACCCAUUUCAAGCUGCUCGUUUGGCCGGUCACAAACUCACAUCAUUCAAAGAGCAAGAUUUACCAAGUUUCCAAAAAUGGUGGCCCUACCUCAAAGUAUUGCUAGGCAAUUGUUGUCAAAUCAUUAAUAAUUGUUCAAAUGAUCGACAUACUUGGCAAAUGAUAAGUAAAAAUAGACAUCGUGGUGAAACUAUCAAUAGUCAACAGGAAGAUGGAGAAUUAUCAACAUCACCAAAAUCAAAUCAACAAUCUUGGAGUGAUUAUACACAAUUUUCACCUUCAACUUCUCCUUCAUCUGGAUCGUCGGUUUCAAAUUCCAAUUCAUUAUCUUCUAGUUCCUUGGUCAAUGGAGGUGGAUCGCCUACAUUGACGUCGGUACAUAAAACACACCAAUCAUCUACACUUCAACGUCUACUUGGCUUGGGUGCUAUAAGCAUCCUAGUAGAUUGUUUACAAUUCUUUAACGAUUGGUAUAAAACAAAACAACCAAAGGAUAGUUCAUCAGCUUUUCGUUAUCUAUUAAUUGAUACUCUUGGUGUAUUAAUUUAUUCAAUUAAUAAUAAUCAAACAAAUCAAAUCAAUCAAAACUUUAGUAUUGUUGGAUCAAUUGGUCAUAGUAUGAUAUCUCAAUCACAACAACAACAAUCACAGUCAACUCAAAAAACACAAAUUUUAAAAGAAUCAGAUUUAAAGAGUAUCAUUAAUUGUAUAGGUAGAAAAUCUUUUAUCAAACCUUCUAAAAAGUUUUCUUCUCUAUCUUCUGAAUUUAAUUUUCAACUUCAUGUUUUACGUGUAAUUAAAGAAUUAAUUAAUAAUAAUUUAAAUUUAGCAAGAUAUUUUAUACAAUUUAAAGGAAUUAAAAUGAUUGAAGAUUUUAUAUUAUGGACUACGGAUUGUUUUCAACCACAAGAUUAUCAUUUUCAAACUGAUGAAGUUGCCAAAGAUAUGGAUGGUUCGGGAUCACCAUUUUUAGAUGCAACCAAUAAUACCACGUCAACUACUUAUGAUACAUUACAAUCGGUUCUGAGUAGUCUAAAAUAUACAACCUUUAGUUCUGAACGAUCAGUCAUCAAGGUACCAACGGCACUUCGUCGUAGCCGAGUAUCACAAUUGGUUCAAUUAUUCCAAGUGAUUCAAAGCUUGACCUUUACCAACAUCCCAAUCAACAAGGUCAACAUUACAACAAAUAGUAGUAGUAGUGGAUCAUCACUCAACCUUGUAUUACAACAACAUCAACUUCAACAUCAACAAUCUAUUGCAAGAGAUUCUGGUAAUAUUGUAAAUGAUUAUGUACUUAAUCAUAGUACUCCUCCAAGUUCACCAAUUAGUAAUGGAAAUAAUAAUAAUAAUAAUAAUAAUAAUAAUAAUUCACCAUCCAAUAAUAAUAUGAAUCAAUCACAAAUAUCUCCUUCAAAUAGUAGUUUGAAUAUUUCAACAAAUAGUUGGAAUAAUUUUCAAAUUAAUCAAAAUAACAACAACAACAAUACUAAUAAUAAUCAGAAUCAAAAUACAUUGUCAAAUAGUAAUAAUAUUAAUUUUAAUCAAAUACAACCAAUAUCUUCUUCAUUCUCUUCUGGAGGGUAUAGUAAAUUUUUCACAAUGAACAAGAAUGAUGGUAUCGGAGGUGACUCUUUAUCAUCAUCUUCAAUAAUAGGCAAUAACUAUAAUAAUAAUAAUAAUAAUUUUAAUAAUAAUCCAGAUGUACAAACACUUUCAGAUCAAAACCCAAAAAAACAUAUCAAUGUAUUCCUAAUUGAAAUGUUAUUGGAACAUUUAUUUAAAAACAACAAUCAACUACCAAACUUUUCAUCAUCCUCUUCAUCUUUAUCAUCUCCAACUUUAUCACCAACCAAUUCAUCUACUACAUUGUACAUGAUAAAGAAUAAUUAUCCAGAAUUACAAUUAAUCGUUUUGGAAUACCUUGUCAAAAUUGUCAUAGAGAGUAAUGAAACUUUGGAUCUACUUAGAAAAUACUUUAUUUGGAAUUUAAUCUUGUCUGAUUAUUUCUAUGAUGGUAAUUUUCAAAGAUUACAACAAUUACAACAAUCGCAAUCACCGUCACAAUCUCCAGCUUUAUCACCAGAUAGUGCACAAUCACAAUUAAGAACCAAUUAUUUAUUUAAUGGAUUAAGAACUAGUUCAUUGUCAUUGAUACAAUUCUUUGCAACUUAUAAUCAUAUUGACAAUUAUGAAGAAAUCAUGGUAUUGAUUGAAUAUAUGAAAAAGAAUCUUAAUCAUCCAGCCAAGAUUAUCGAUAUCACUCAACUAUUGAUAAACAUUACCAAACAAAAUCCAAAAUCAAUCCGUUCACUCGUUUCAAUGCACAUUUUUACCCAUCUUUCAGAUAUCAUUCAACAAUUGAUUCUAAUCAUGGAAAAGGAUACUAGUGGUACAUGUGAUUCUAUUUGGAAAAAGGCUAGAAAUAUCAUUCUAACCUAUCUUGGUCAAUUAAUUUCAAAUGAAGAACUAUCCAUUCAUGCAUUGGUAGAUACUCAUUUAAUUAGAGGUCUCUUUUUCCUAAUUCUACGUCCCGAAUUAAAACAAUAUGCUCAAUCUCAAAUAUUUCAUCUAAUGAAAUUAAAUCCAGAUAAUGAAUCAAAUUUAUCUGAAUUAUUUAAUAUUUAUAUUAGUAGUUUAACAAAGAUAAGAGAAGAAACAACAUUAGAAUAUGGAUAUGAAUUAAUAUUAUCAUUAUUGGAUGGUAUUAGACAAGUUGUAAAAAGUAAUCCAAAAAAACAACAAUUAUUUAAAAAGUUUGGUGUAUUUAUAAAGAUUGUAACAUUGAUCAAUGUUGAAGAUACACGUGAAAGAUUAUCAACCGUUUGUCAUUCAGUACUACGUACAAUCAUCAUCCUCAUCUCAAAUAGUCCAAAAAUCAAAAAACAUUUUAGAAAUCAUAUUGGUUAUGAUACUCUUAGAGAUUUAAUUGUACAAGCUGAAAAUCAAGUUUCAGAAACUACUAUGAAUUUAUUAUUUGAUAUGAUGGUUGAUGAUGAAUUUGAUGGAGAAUAUAGUUAUGUAAUUCAAAAUAGUGAUGCAGCAUUAUUAUUAUUUAGUUUAUUGAAAUAUUUUUCAGAACCUUUGCAACACAAGAUAUUGGAUACAUUUACACCGAUUGUACUUAAAUGUACUACGAAUCAAUCGGUUUGUUGUAAUUGUCAUUUAAUUUAUCAUCUUUUGGAAACCAUCAACGAAAAGAAUAAUCAAACAAUGGGAGUGACAACCAAGAUUUUAGUGUUGGUUCAGAAUUUGGGUGAUCAUUCAGUGUCGGUUAGAGAGUUGAAAAAAUUAUUCACUCUUUUAAAGACAGAGCAAGGUGAUAUUUAUCGUCCACCAACCACCUCUGCUUUACUCUCGACACUCCAAACUAUUGCGGUCAGUCGUAAUCCAGGACCUUCAGUCUACUUUGAUUUCGAUGGACAUGACAGUUUGAUUCGUUUGCCCACAUUUGACCAAUGGCCCUUCAACAAGGGGUUCUCGUUUUGUGCAUGGAUGCGUAUAGAGUCGUUUAUCGAUCCAACGGGUACACCAGACUAUAAACCACGUGUCUUUUCAUUCCUUUCAGAUAGUGGACAUGGUAUCGAGACACUCUUUAUCUAUCAACAGAUCCAAGUACAAACGGUGCAUGGUGCCAGUCACGGACAACCCAAACUCGUCUUUUCAAACAAUAUUGGUAGCAAGGACAGCAAAGACAAGGAGAAUAACGUGUCACCAACAUUUGAAGAGCGAAAGUGGUAUUUUGUGACCAUUGUCUACUCGGCCAACCGUUUCUCUGCCGAUGAAAUCAAGAUUUUCAUCGAUGGACAACAACGUGCCAAAGCUUCGAUCAAGAGUCUAAAGUUGGAGGGUGCAAUGACCAACUUUUGUAUUGGAAAUAAUGCCAUUGUCGGCCCGAUCGAUCGACACAGUCCUCUGUAUGGACAGAUGGGUGCAUUCAACAUUUUUGACGAUGCACUCUCUCCCAGUCAGAUCCAGGCCAUCUACAAAUUGGGUCCAAACUUUAACACUGCCUUUCAAGAUGUCGAAGGGUUGGGUACGGGUUCCAAGAACCUACAUACAUUUGACUCGUCCCUUACGAGUAGAUUGUUUUUAAACUAUAAUUGUCGUGCGAUUGAAGGUGACAUUUGUCUCGACAACUCGUUGGCCAGCGGUGGAGACCACAAUAAAGACGCCACACUCGUCUCGAUCAACCCGUGCGUGUCGCGUGAUAUCAAAGACAUUAUCUAUUGUCUCGGUGGUAUCAAGGUGCUGCUCCCUCUCAUCCCUCAAAUCAACAUGACACUUGCCGACCCGUCUCGCGAGCUCACUAGCAACAGCGAGCUUACCAUCCAGGUGCUCGGACUGUUCAAAGACAUGUUGCGUGGGUCUGAAGCCAACCAAGAAGAGAUGUUGCGUGUACAUGGGUUGUCGGUACUCUCAUACCUCUUGCAACAAGUGCCACCCGAGAAUUUGACACUUGACGCACUCAAAAUCUUCAAGGAAAUGUCGGCUCAAAUCACCGAGCCCUCUCUAGUGGAUGAGGUAUACACCAUGUUAUUACUCGACUUUAGGUUAUGGAUUCGUACAAGAUACGAGGUACAACGUAACCUACUCGAAACCAUCAAAAACCUUAUUCGAAACAAAUAUGAUCUUGUCAAGGAGAUUAUAACCAUUCAAGCAAUCAUUGAUAUCAUGUCCAACUUUUACUGGUAUGAAUGGCGCGAUGUUGGAGAGUCAAUCUACAUGACCAAGGAUAUUGUCAAGGGACGUCCAUCUGAUGAAGACAUUAAAGAGUUGCGUCAAUCUCUCUUUGACAUGUUACAUCGUUUGUUACGUAAUCCAGUGUCGGGUGAUGUUGCGGCAGUCUGUCGUUUCUUGACUGCUUCUCACGACUCUCGUCAACUCAUUGAAAUGAUGGAAUUUAUCAUUGAUCUAUUGUGUAAUCCCCAGUACCAACAUUUCUAUGAUGAACUCAUUCAGUAUGGUGGCACAGACAUCUUCCUCUCGCUGUUGAGAAAUGCCGAUGAAAAUGUACGUGUAUCAGCUCUGCAAGUGCUCACCAAGCUACAUUGCAUCUACACGCUCAGUAGUGUACACCAUCACGGUCAAGCUUCACCAGCCACCUCUUCACCCAUUUCAGCAGCUGCUCAAUCCUCUUCGACCACUGCAACACUCUCCAACAAACUACUCAAACGAAAACCAAAGAUAUUCCAAGACAGUAUCAUCAUUGCUCGUACUCUUCACAUGUUCCCUUUUACAUCAUUGACCUAUCGUUAUUUGAUGGCAUUUACGCUUGGAUUCAAUAUUACCAAGAGUACUUUCAAUUCGUGUCCAUCUUUGGAAGAUCUUACAGCAGAUGGGUGUACUGAAAUCGCUUAUCCAGAGGUACUUGGUAUCAUCCUCAAAUUACUUCUCGGUGCAGAUACGAUUAUCCUUCGUCAAAUGAUCCUUCAAGAAAUUAAAUUACUCAUAAGUAUUAAUGCUCAAAAUAGAACAAGUGCUCUCCUAAUCGAUCGUUGGCCAGAACAUUUAUUUUCUAUUAUUAAUGAUACUGAAAUUAAAAAUGAUACUCAAUAUUCAAAUGUAACAGAUUUAAUUAUUGAUAUUAUGAAGAUUUUAUCAAUUCAUAAUUUUAAUGAUGCAAAAGGAUAUAAAACAUUGGAAAAUAUUUUAGCAACUUUGAAACCAUUUGCUGAAAGAGGUGUUUUAGAUUAUCACUUUUUAAAUAGAACUUUAUUCCUAAAUAUUGUCUAUUCAAUCAAAUCUGAAGCUCAUACUUUAAUUAAUGAUCAUUCUUCUCCUCUUAUUAAAUCAUUUAAAAAAGCAUCAAUAUUUUUUGAUAAUUUAAUUAGAUUUUUAUUAAUUGUUGAAGAAUUUAUCUUUUAUUCACCAAAAGAUGAUAUAUCACCAUUGGCAAAUUCAUUUGUAUUUAUUGAAUUGGAUGAUAAUUCAGGUACUAGUCCAGGUUCAAGUAGUCCACCAUCUAUUCCUUCUACUUCUUCUUCUUCUAAUCAAUCAAAAUUACAUUUAAAUGAUAAAGGAGAAUGGGAAGAUUUUGUAUUGGUAAAGGAAUUGUUGGAUUUGACAGAUUCUAUUAAAUUGGUACAAUAUAGUUCAAAUGAAUCAUCAUACAAUUCAUUGCAAACUGGAAAGGUGGCAUCUAUAUUCAACAAUCAUCAACAACGUGUUAUUUUGAGAUUGACAUUAGAGUCGGUCAAAGAAGCAUGUAAAAAGACAGAUUGUAUCAAUUUGCUGAUUUCAAAUACCAUUAGAUUGAAAUCGAUUUUGGAAAAGGAUAUAACAUCAAAAUCUGAAGAAAGUUAUUUGCGUUGUCUCUACAGUCUUUCACAUCUCAUCAAGGCAACCAAAAACACAUUGGAAAAUAAUCUAACAUCCUAUCAGAAACUACUCUUCCCACACAUCAAAGAUAUGAUUAGAAAGUUUAGACAUGGUCUCACCAAUUACAUUGUCUAUCGUACUAUCAAUCCCAACUUUGAUCCAUCAAUCUAUAACAAUAGUAAUAAUAAUAAUAAUGGUAAUUUUGGUACGAGUGCUGGUACAAGUCCACCAGGAGGUGUUGGUACGCAGUCAUCUUUGAUUCCACCACCUUUACUUGGUAGUAAUAGUGGAGCACAGUCUACACCAUCUCGUUUCUCCAUCAUGAUGGGUAAAAACACCAGUUCCACUCCCAACAAUGAGAUUGAACACGAGGUGUCGGGCUGGGUAGCCGAGUUGUCAGACAGUACGAGAGCAGUUGAUUUUUGCACGAUUGCCAUGAUGUCGGUGCGUUGGCAAUACGUGUGCGAGUACAUUGAAGAGAGUGUGCUGGCGCAGUUUGCCAUCGAGGAAAAGGGUAUCGUCAUGUUGGUCGAACGUCGCAAAAAGAAGCGUAACAAAUACGCUCAAAUGCUCGACGACAAGGAAGCAGAGACAUUCACAGUGGCAGAGCGUAAAGGAGAUGCUGACCUCAAGAUCAUCGAGCGUAAUCUCCGUCAACCAGAGAUUGACCGUCGUCUGCUCUUGGUGCGUCAGUUGGAACAUGAAACGUUUGAAACGCAGUCAAAUUGGCGUCGUGUGCUUCGUUCACUGACCAACGAACGUGGUCCGUGGGGUAAUACUUCGGAUGCUGCCAAUGUGCACUGGAAGCUGGACAAGACCGAGAACAACAGUCGUAUGCGAUUCAAACUCAAGCGAAACUACAAGUUUGAUGAACAUGCAAAUUGUGCCAUCGACGAUGGAACCACGGGUGGCCCAUCGCACAAACAAGCCAUGGAAGAAGUGGCAGCUUUAGAGACAUUGUCGAGUGGUAGUGGAAGUGUCAAGGAUUCAUCAUUUUCAGAUAUCAAGGUCAAACCAAUAUUGAAUAAUGCAAAUGGUAGUGAUUCGGUUGAUACAGCAGACUGGAUCAAUCAAUAUGAAAAGUUGUUGGAUGAUAAUCUUACUACAACUAGUUCAAGUACUGUUGCGGGCAGUGCAGUUGGUAGCAACGUCAACACACCCACCUCCUCUUCCAAGGGUGAUCCUACCCUAUCCUCUUCUUCAACAACUGUCAAGGAAAAGAUGAUUUAUUCAACUAGAUGUGAUUGGGUCACUCCACUCAAUGUUAAAAAGGGUAAAUUGGAAAUUACAACUACUCAUCUUACAUUUUAUGAAGAAAAGGAAAAAGAGACAGUAUCUUCAUUGUCUACGACCGAACUCCCAUCACUUAUCAGUGCCACUAGCAACAACAAUAAUGGUGCAGACGAGGAAAUGGUAGACAAGGAUAACUUUGUAAUCACUAAAUCAUGGCCAUGUGAAAUGAUUAAAGAAAUUCAUCUACGUCGUUAUCUACUUCGUGGUAGUGCUUUGGAAAUAUUCAUGAAGGAUCAAACCAACUGUUUCUUUAACUUUCGUGUACAAGAUCGCAACAAGGUGUUUUCAAAGAUCAAUUCGGUGCGAAGAAACUACACCAAGGAAACAGCCUCUUUUAAUCCAUCGGAAACGUUGAAAAAGGCAACCAUCGAGUGGCAACAACGUCGUAUGUGUAACUUUGACUAUCUCAUGACACUCAAUACUAUUGCCGGUCGUACUUAUAACGAUCUGACACAGUACCCAGUAUUCCCAUGGGUCAUUGCCGACUACACCUCCAAGACACUCGAUUUCACCAAUACUGCCACCUUUAGAGACUUGACCAAACCCAUUGGUGCACUCAACGAGCGUCGUCUAGAAGUGUUCAAGGAGCGUUUCGAAUGUUUUGACGAUCCCGUCAUUCCAAAGUUCUUUUACGGAUCUCAUUACUCUAGUGCCGGUAUUGUACUGCACUAUCUCAUCCGUAUGGAACCAUUUACAACUCAUUUCUUGCAGAUGCAGGGUAGUCGCUUUGACCACGCCGAUCGUAUGUUUGACUCGGUGCAAGGUGCCUGGCAAAACACACUCACAUCAUCGACAGAUGUAAAGGAGCUGAUCCCCGAGUUCUUUUACAUGCCCGAGUUCCUCACCAACCACAAUGGAUUCAACUUUGGUGUCAAGCAGAAUGGCGUGCCUAUCGGUGAUGUUGUCCUUCCUCCUUGGGCAGCCACUCCCAACGACUUUGUUCGUAUCAAUCGUGAAGCUCUUGAAAGCGAGUAUGUGUCGGCUCACCUCCACGAAUGGAUCGAGUUGAUUUUCGGUACUAAACAACGUGGUCGUAAUGCUAUUGACGCAUUCAACGUGUUUUACUAUCUCACCUAUGAAGGUGCCGUAGACAUUGACGCUAUUGAAGAUGAGGUCACUAGACGUGCCACAGAGUCACAAAUCAACAAUUUUGGACAGACACCAACCCAACUCUUUUCAAAACGUGCACAUCCCCCAAGAGACGCGUUCAACGAGUGUCACCAAUCCAUCUUUAAGAGUCCCCAGAAUCUCCAAGCUUAUUGCCUCAAGAUUUCGUUCAAGUCACUUGUAUUUAUCUUUAUCCCCGAGGUUGUUCAGCCAAUGUCCUAUCUCUUGUCGGACAAGGUCACAGUGAUUGAUCGUAGUCGUACUGCAUCUAGUCACAAGUGGUUCCCCAAUUCUCAAAAUGACAAGUCUCCCUUUACACUAGAGUUGGAGCCCAGUAGCAGUAACAAACGUCGUAUUGGUCUACCAUUUGCCAAUGACGUGACCAUUUCACAAAGUUGUUUUGCUGUUACAUCUGACGGUCGUUAUGUUAUUAGUUGUGGACAUUGGGAUAAUAGUUUUAAGCUAUCCUAUGUUGACAGUGCCAAAUUGAUCCAGUCGGUUGUCAAACACAAGGAUAUCGUCACUUGUUUGGCAUGGGCUAGUAACAGUCAGACCUUGAUCACUGGCUCACGUGACACUACUUUGAUGGUUUGGAAUUUACAAACACACAAGAGUGGAUCACCACGAUUUGGUGAUGUACCAGCUCACAUUCUCUAUGGUCACGAUGAUGAAAUUACCUGUGUUGAUGUCAAUGUCGAGCUGGAUAUUUGUCUUUCCGGUUCAAAGGAUGGUACUUGUAUCAUCCACAAUCUUCGUCACGGUGAAUAUGUUCGAUCCAUUAUCCUCCCCAAACAAGCUCCCGUCACCAUUUGUGCCAUUUCCAAUCAUGGUCACAUUGUCAUUUACAGUCAAGCCGAUUUUGUCAUUUAUCUAUACAGUAUCAACGGUCAAUUCCUUCAAUCCGUUGAAACUCAUGAACGUCUAAAUAGUAUCAUCAUUACAAAAGAUUCUGAAUAUUUAAUUACUGGUGGUGACAAGGGUACAGUUAUCCUUAGAACUUUAUACAAUCUUAAAUUUGCUCAUAAAUUAAGUUUUGAUCAACCAAUUCAUUCUUUGGCAAUGGGAUCAGAUCAAAAACAUUUAAUGGUUGGUUUAGAAGAUGGUAGAUUAAUCAUUAUAGCUUCACAAAAUCAAUUACCAAAUCAAAAGAAAUAG